AUGCAGUUUGCUCUUCCUGAAGUCGUCUAUAUCGAUUCAGAUGAUGAACCCACUCCUCCACAUCUUCUGGAGCCUCGUGUCCCACCUGGAGAUCUACAGAAGCAGAUUGUGCCUCUGAGUGCCAACAACAACUUUGUGUCUAAAGAUGAUGUACCACCUCUGCCUGUGGCUGUGGAAUAUCUAUUCGGUAAACAAAAUGGACACCAGCCUAAUAAGGAGUCACGGCUCCAGUCACUUCGAGACCCACAUCAGCAUCAAUCUGCCAAACUUCCGGAGUCUCCACUAAAUGGCAAUGAAGUGGUGGUAAUUGAUUUGAGUGACGAGGAAGAGAACAGUUCAGGCGUGAAUUCCAUUUCUAACUCGACACUGAGUGUAAAUUUGACCUCUGUUUCGGCGGCACGAGCACCACUCGAUCAGUUUUCAAGACCAACUUAUCCUAAUAUCCAGCCAAAGAUUCAACCCCAACAAAGCUUCCAUCAGGAACUCAAUCACAUUCCUCAGUAUAAUUCGUUUGGAGAUUUUUCGUCUCUACCGAACCAAGUGGAAAUCCGGGGUCUGCAAAAUGAACCGCUGGAUAUGGAGAUUGACGAGUCUGACUCGGAUGAGGAGAUUGCCGUGCUUUCUAAGGAGGAGGCAGAACGAUCUGGAACAUUCAAGCAAACAUCGUUCGAGUUGAACUCUCGUUAUAACCAACCAGUACCAGUGUUUCAUGCUGGCGGAGUAACUCAAGCAGAACUAGCACAACGUCAAGAUGACCAGAAAGUGAGAAACUACUUUGAGCGGUACUCAUUUCCCCAAAUACAGCAGCAUGAGCAGAAUUUGAAUAAUCAACUUGUGCAGUUGGAUGAGGAGCGUGAUGGAUUCUUGAAGCGUGUUUCCAAUCUCAGAGACCAAGUCCUGAAUCUUAUGUUUGAUCAGGUCUCUUUGCGCACAGAGCUUAUGAAAUCGAUUAAUAAUGCAUUGAAAGAAGCUGAAGAGACUAUCAAGCGAUCUAAACGAGUAAGAAGGUUCCAAGGAAUAUUGAAGAGCGUGAAAGAGUAUAAAUUGAUGCCCUACAUGAACAGACCUCCCAACGAUCCUCAUUUCGACUACCAAUCCCACCAGCAACCAAAUAAUUAUAAUCCGUACGCAUUUCCGAAUCAGCAGUCAUAUGGAACCAACGUCAAUCCAUAUGUCACUGGCAAUGCUCAAGAGGCUGAAGAUAGCGUCCACCUAAAACAGCUAUUUAACGAUAUCUAUAAGGAGGAAGAGGUGGAAGGCAUGGCGCCAACGCCGGAAUCCUUGACAGUUCAGCUUUUAGAUCACCAAAGAAAAGGUCUUCAUUGGCUCUUGAGAAGAGAAGAGCAGAAAGCAGGUGCGCUUCUAGCAGACGAUAUGGGUCUUGGUAAGACUGUUCAGACAAUUGCACUUAUGAUGGCCAAUCGACCCACUGAUGAAGCCUGCAAAACUACCCUUAUUGUUGGUCCUGUCUCCUUGUUGAGACAAUGGGCCGCUGAAAUCAAGGCUAAGAUUAGUGCUGAGCAUGCCUUGAAGGUGGCAUUUUUCCACGGUCCAGAUCGAAAGAAGCUCUCCACAUUCCGCAAGAUAUCCAAGUAUGAUGUGGUUUUGACUUCUUAUACAACGUUGGCAUCUGAGUAUAAGCAGCACUACGCGGCAGUUAUAGAAUCUGCUCAGGUGACACAUGGUCAAAACUUGAUACCAGAUGAAGACUCUGGUGGACAAACUUACCUGUCUCCAUUUUUCUCUCCCGAUUCAAAGUUUUUUAGAAUUGUUUUGGAUGAGGCACAGUACAUAAAAAACAAGCUUUCCCAGUCCUCAAAGGCAACUGCGUUGUUGAAAGGAGAGCACAGGCUUUGCUUAACUGGUACUCCAAUGCAGAAUAGCAUCGAUGAGUUAUAUCCUGUCAUCCGCUUUUUGAGGGUAAAACCUUAUGAUGACGAAAAGAAGUUUAAGCGUGAUAUUGCUGUUCCUAUCAAAGCAAAAGGUGACUCGAACACAGACUACGACGGGGAGCGAAUGGUCUCCAUGAAGAAGCUUCGAGCUGUACUUCUGGCAAUUAUGUUAAGAAGAACAAAAGACUCGAAAGUAGAUGGAAAACCUCUCAUUGAGCUUCCAAAGAAAUCUGUGAAUCCAGUUUACGUGACUAUGGACGAAGCUGAGAAAGAAUUCUACCAACAAUUGGAGGGAAGCAUUCAGAAACGUGCUCUGAAGUUGUUGAAUCUGGAUUCUGUGAAACAUAGUGAUAUCUUGACUUUGCUUCUUAGAUUGAGACAGGCUUGCAUUCAUGAGUAUCUUGUUCUAGUGGGUGAGAUGAACUCACUGGAAAAUUCUGGAGGUUCUGGUAACGUCAUUGAUUGGAAACAGAGAUAUAGAGCUGUUACAGGAAUGAGUGAUGAAUUAAAGAAACGAGUGGAUUGGGGUGUGGGCAAGGGAAUAAAAAUGGAUACUCCCAAACUGGAGGACAGUAGUGAUGAGACCAACGAGGUUCAAUUCACCUGUCCGAUGUGCUUUGACGUUGUUGGCGAGAAGUCUAUUGUCAUUUUUGGGACUUGUGGACAUUUGAUCUGCGAUGGCUGUGUUGACAACUUUUUUGAACAGUACAGAACAGAAUCAUCUGAGUAUGGAAACCGUGAAGCCAGCUGCAAUACUUGUACCGCUAAAGUGACAAAUAGUAGUCUUGUUGAUUACUACUUUUAUCUGUUGAUGGUUAACGAUGGACUUAACUACAAUCGCCUAGAAGAAAUGUUCGGCAAUGAGAAGAAAACGAAAACGCUGAACACAGAGAAGGUUUCUAAGAUUAUCAAAGAGAAAAACGGAUUUAAGGAGUCGGCUAAGAUGGGCAAAACUGUGGAUCUCAUUAAUCUGGUGAUCAGUGACAGCUUGGACGAGAAGAUCAUUGUCUUCUCACAUUUCACAACCACUUUUGAUUUAAUGGCACAUGCUUUGAGGCAGCACAAUAUACCAUUCUUGAGGUAUGACGGCACUAUGAAUAUUGACACCAAGAAUGCUGUCAUAAGUGAGUUCUAUCAGGGACUGAAGAGGGUGCUUCUCAUCUCACUCAAGGCAGGUAACGUCGGUCUCACGUUAACUUGUGCAUCGCAUGUCAUUCUUAUGGAUCCUUUCUGGAACCCAUUUGUCGAAGAUCAGGCCAUGGACAGAGCCCACAGGUUUGGGCAAAUGAAAGAGGUCAAAGUGUACAAAUUAUUGAUCCGUGAUAGCGUGGAAGAUAGAAUCAUGGAUUUGCAAGAGCGGAAAAAGGAGCUCAUCAGUGCAGCACUUGAUGAGAGCGCUCUCAAGAAGAGCAGUUAUCUUGGAAGAAGAGAAUUGGGUUAUUUGUUUGGUUUGAACAGUCUCGAUCGCGCUAUCUAG
Molecule: messenger RNA, 3369 nt
Organism: Sungouiella intermedia
Lineage: Eukaryota; Fungi; Ascomycota; Pichiomycetes; Serinales; Metschnikowiaceae
Source: the annotation of a GenBank genome assembly